Molecule: messenger RNA, 613 nt
Organism: Owenia fusiformis
Lineage: Eukaryota; Metazoa; Annelida; Polychaeta; Sabellida; Oweniidae
Source: the annotation of a GenBank genome assembly
AUGAGAAAUUACAAACUACAAGUGAUUUAUUUGAUAAUGUUAAUUGUAUCACUGGUUUCGCCAUAUGAUCAAAUCGGUCAAUCAGUCCAGGAAAAUGUGUAUCAAUAUGACGAUAUCGAUGACGAUAUUUUGCUGAGCCCAAAACGAAGUUGGAAUACAUUUUGUCCGUUGAGGGCAGUUAAAGGAUUCCUCUGCUGUUCUAGACUGAACUCAUGCAUCUGCAGAACCAAACUGUUGUGUAAUUCGAAACGAUUGGAUCAGAUGGCCCUUGCUAGGUUGAGACAUAAACUCCUAACUCUGAAACGAGCAGGACAGUUGGAUAUUAAGAAGUGGAUCAUUCGAAUGACUGCUCAUCCCAAAAGGAGGACAACAUCACUAAAGUAAUGGCCGUUCCAAUGGUGGACGCUUGGGAUAACAUGUUAUUGUUAAACUAAAUGUUAGAAUAGAUAAUAAUUUACAAACAUGUGCAUUUGUUUAAAAACUAUUCCGUUCCGAUGUUGAUUCUUGUUUGAUUAAUAUUACUUUAACAAUGUAACAUAUGACUUUAUGUCACAUAUGACUUUAUGUAACAUACUUAGGGUUUUGAGGUUUUCUAGAUUGUUGUCUUUUUCGG